Debaryomyces fabryi is the source of this 900-nucleotide messenger RNA. RefSeq names its product cyclin (gene PCL2). The coding region runs from base 1 to 900 and encodes 299 amino acids. Lineage: Eukaryota; Fungi; Ascomycota; Pichiomycetes; Serinales; Debaryomycetaceae. Gene Ontology annotation, cellular component: cyclin-dependent protein kinase holoenzyme complex; nucleus. Gene Ontology annotation, molecular function: cyclin-dependent protein serine/threonine kinase regulator activity; protein kinase binding. Gene Ontology annotation, biological process: regulation of cyclin-dependent protein serine/threonine kinase activity. The transcript has a single exon. The record is from RefSeq and is a predicted model, not a curated record.
AUGUCAGACAGAGAAGCUUUGAGAAUUUUUUCCAGGCAGCCGGUUAGUGAAGAGAUGAUCUCAUUUUUGGCGUCUACCACUAGUUCAGUCAUUCAGGUCAAGACACCAAAGCCCCAGAAGAUGUCGAUGAAUGACAGUAACUUGUUAAUUAAUCCGGUUGGCAAGACACAUGUGCCAUUAACGGUAUUCAUCAAGAAGUUGAUCAAAUACUCAAAUGUUCAAACACCUACAUUAAUGGCUAGUUUAAUAUACCUUAACAAGCUCAGAAACAUCUUGCCAGCUAAUGCAGUUGGUAUGGAAACUACUAGACACCGUAUUUUCUUAGGUUCCUUAAUUUUGAGUGCAAAGUCGUUGAACGAUUCGUCGCCCAUGAACAAGCACUGGACCAAAUACACCGAUGGAUUAUUAUCUAUCGAGGAAGUCAAUAUGGCAGAAAGAGAGUUGAUUGGAUUAUUGAAGUGGGAUAUCAAUGUCAAGGAAGACGAACUAAUUAUGGUAUUACAGCCAUUUUUGACAUCCAUCAAAAAUAGCAUUCGUAAGAAGCAUCAAGACGAAUGUAACGCUAAGAUUAACUACUACAGAUUGUCGAACACUUACAAAUGUACUGGUUCGAGAUCUAACUCGUCUACCUCGAUUUCAUCGAUUAAGUCUUCAUUGUCGUUGAACUCAUCACAGUCCUCGUUGUCUUUACACAGCAACAGCUCGUCUAGCUAUAACUUAUCAUCGUUUGACGAGCAAGACGAAAACAUAUCACUGUCCAAGCAGGGCAGAAUCCCGUUAUCUGGUAAAUCGGUAAACACCUUAAACAUUCCAACCGAAAACGAGAAGGCAAAAUUCAUGUACAGUAAUUACAAUCAAUCUGGUAUUAAUGUGAUUAAUAAUGGAAGAAUUCUUGUUUAA